Molecule: messenger RNA, 1767 nt
Organism: Paraglomus brasilianum
Lineage: Eukaryota; Fungi; Glomeromycota; Glomeromycetes; Paraglomerales; Paraglomeraceae
Source: the annotation of a GenBank genome assembly
AUGCAAACAACAGCUAGACGACGACCUUCACUAAACGUAACUCGUACCCGUGAUACUGAUUAUGGUAUUAGGAGACAACCCUCGUAUGACUUUCCUUCUUCGUCCUCGUCUUCUCAAAUAUAUAACCCAGCUCAUAGACCAAGCCCCUUGAGUUCGUCUUUUACUCUCAAGAAUCAGCGCGCGCAAGAACCACCGAGUCCAGAACACGUUCUCUCGCAAUACUACGAAAGUUGUGAAGAUAAAAAUCAAAAUGCAAAUAUAUCACCUGCAAACAACUAUUCUAGACGACGUGAGAGAGUAGAGCGUAGACACUCCGAAGAUGAGAAUGUUAAUAACUUGGCCAUUCCAUCCUACGGUAGACUUAGCAGAUCCCGCAAUCGAUCGCCAUCUCCUUCUGGGAGCAGUAUUGCUGAGACAAGAUGUUCAUCACUAAGCAGUUUCUCGGGCGAUGAUGUUCUUCAGUCACCUAAUUCUAUAGCUCCUAGUUACCUGUCUCGCACUUUGGAAAGAACCCCAUCCAGCACAUCCAUGAAGGAUCAUAUGAAUAUGUCUAAUUUCAAUUAUGGAUUUGUGAAUGGGGCUGGCCGGAACAGCGAUAGUAUAUUAUAUAUGGCUGUUGAUCUUGAUUCGAGCAUCGUAGAUCUCUUUGACAGACGAGGUUUCUUUAUUAGGGAUCAGUAUGGAUUUAAGAAAUCGUAUCAAUGGAUAAGUCGGGAGAAGUAUGCAGAAUUUGAAGCAGUGUAUUCACGAAUUCAGGCAAGACGUAAAAUCAAGUGGGAUGCACUGUUGACAGAAAAUGGUGGCUUGUUUCCCAGUAGGAAUAGCAAAAUAAAGAGAUAUAUUAGGAAAGGUAUUCCGCCUUCUUUGCGCGGACAGGUAUGGUUUCAUUACAGUGGUGCCGAAACAAAAAUGAAAGUUCAUCCUGGUUUGUAUGACAUGCUCGUAAUGAAAUCAUUGGACCCAAAGACACAGAAUGAAUAUGCAGAAAUCAUUGAGCGCGACCUCCAUAGAACAUUUCCCGAGAAUAUCAAAUUCAAAGCAACCACAGAUUUUACAGACGAUCCUUCAUCAACUCUUGCGACUGAGAAUGUCCCAAUGAUUCAAUCACUUAGGCGUGUUCUCGUUGCAUUCUCUUUGUUCUCUCCUAAUAUUGGAUAUUGUCAAUCUCUUAACUAUGUUGCUGGUCUGCUUCUUUUAUUCAUGGAGGAAGAGAAAGCUUUCUGGACUCUUGUUACAAUGAUACAUGAUUACCUUCCAGAAAAUAUGUAUGAUGUUACAAUGGAAGGAUCUAAUGUAGAUCAGGCCGUGUUAAUGAUGUUUAUAAUGGAGAAGAUGCCUCACAUAUGGAGUAAACUGAGUGGCGGAUUUGGAUGGGAUAUGGAGAAGUUAGAUGGGAAUAUGCCUAUUAUAACUCUUGUUACGAGUCACUGGUUUUUGACUUUAUAUAUACAUAUCCUCCCCAUCGAGACGAUGCUGAGAGUUUGGGAUUGCUUCUUCUAUGAGGGAAAUAAGGUACUCUUUCGGGUGGCAUUAGCGAUCUUUAAGUCGAAUGAAAAUAAAAUUCUUGCUGUUGAAGAUGCAAUGGAAGUUUUCCAAACAGUACAGAACAUUCCUAAAGGCAUAAUCGAUUGUCACAAGCUAAUGGGGAUAUGUUUCCGUCGACGGAAAGUGGGUUGUGAUAUAACUCGUAAAGAGAUCGAGAGACGUCGCAAUUUCUUCCGUGAAAGACGGAAGAAGCGGGUUGAAACAAUGCUGUACAGGAAAUGA